Nymphaea colorata (pocket water lily) is the source of this 1628-nucleotide messenger RNA. RefSeq lists its product as uncharacterized. The record is from RefSeq and is a predicted model, not a curated record. The coding region runs from base 61 to 585 and encodes 174 amino acids. Lineage: Eukaryota; Viridiplantae; Streptophyta; Magnoliopsida; Nymphaeales; Nymphaeaceae. The transcript has 2 exons.
UCCAGUGAGAGGGAGCGUCACCAAACAUCAAGUAAAGGGAGAGAGAGAGAGAGAGAGAGAAUGGGGGCGUCGGCGUCGAAGAAGGUCCGGCGGGCGAUGGAGAGCUCGCCGGAGUUCGGGUCAGCCUGCGAUUCCGCCUACAGGGAGGCCGUUUCCUUAGGGCAGCACGCCUUCCCUGGCGUCCUCCCUUAUCAGCUGCACGGCGCUGCCUCUCGCCUCCACUUCUCUCUCUCCUCCUUCCCCCUCGUCCGCAAUUGGAUCCCCUCCCCGCCGUCCCAGCUCCAGGUCGACCGCGCGCUUCGACGAACCCGACCGAACUCCAUCGAGGAGCCCCUCGGCCUGCCGGACUUCAAGGACUUCGCGGUAGAGCUAUUUACGGACGCCGCCGUCUCCAACGCCGGUGCGGCCCUCACGAGGAGGAUACCAGCCGGGCUGGCAGCGAUUGGAGCGACUUUCCUCCUGGCGGAGAGGAUCCCGGGCGGCGUUGGAGCGGCGGUUCGUUCCGGCCGGGGACUUUUCGGAAAGGCAGCUGGUAUCUACGCGCUAGGCGUCGCCGGCGCGGUUUAUCUUAGCCUUUCUGUCUAAGCAAGUAGCUGCGUCUCCCUCCUGUUCUACCCGGAAGGGGACGGACGUAUUGACCGGACUGCGUAGAUGGUACUGAUAAGAAGCAAACCUUCUGGACUUGACGUCUUCUCUGACUUAUUUAGAACAUGGCGAGACUAAGGAAGCGUUUGAUAACAUCAGAUUUGAGAUCUUUAGGAUAGGAUUUGAAAACAGUGUAUUUAGAUAAAACCCUUCCCCUUAAGAUCCGUAGUUUGAUGAAUCAUGAAUAUUACUACAAAUCUUUUACCAGCAAAAACAUGCCACAUCAGAUCUACUUCAAAUUCAUGAAUUUCAAAACUGAAGUAACCAAGCACCCCUGAAAAAACUUUAGGACGCGCUUGGCAACCCAUUGAAAAAUGGGUUUCAGAGGCAAAAUGUUGAUAACAUCUUUAGGAGGAUGUUUGUCAAGUGGGUUUCGUGAAAACCUGGUUUUCAGCCAAGUUUUGAAGAAGCUGGGAGGGGGGCCUUUUUUCACCCAAAACUGCUUUUGAACGUGAUGGGCAGCUGAAGGUAUUGCCGAUAGGCGUGAUGGGCAGCCGAAGGUUGUUGCUGAUGGAUAGUUGUUGCUUCCUGAUGCCGAAGGUAUUGCUGAUGGGAGUAAUUUUGCAGCCUGAAGGAGAUGCUUUCGCACACACCUCAUACAGUAAGGACGUGGUAGGCUUUGUUUUUGAAGGACUUUCAGGCCAAGCAUGCAUAAAUGUGAUGGAGGAGCAAGGAUCUUACAGUUUUCGUUCUGCAAAAUUUGCUGCAUUCAUGGGAGACGGAAUCCAGAGGUAUUGCCAACCAAGUCGAUCAAAUAUCUAGUUACUAUUGUGUUUUUAGUGUAGCAUCUUGGUUACUCUUGCGAGUAAUAUGUGAGGGCAGCGAACAAUAAAAUGUGAAAGUCUGAGGCGGGUAAUGGGGAAAAUCAUGGGUAGUUAUCCGUGUCAUUCACUUUUUUCAAGAUCAAGAGUUAUUGUGUGAUCUGGUAGUGUGUGUACAUACUAACGACAGUGUUGCAAUGUUGACAGUCAUGUUGAACUUUA